AGUGGAAACUAUUCAGUGAACUUAACUGUACUGUUGAGGAUAAACUUAUAAACAUGUUGACACCUAAAACAGUGGGAAUUGGGCAUUGGAUGGAACUUGGUAGAGAAUUUGAAAUGGAUGAAGAUGUUCUUAAAGCACUUGACAAAGACCAAGCUAGMCAGGUUUUACAGUACAUUAAAUCUAGUUGCCCAGAACUCACAGUCUUUGAGUUCUGUGAGAAACUAAAAAAAGAUACAAUGAAGCAAAAGAAAAUAGUUAAAUUCCUUGAGAAUGAAUUAACUAAGACAAAAAAGAAUGCAAAAUCAGUUAUGGAUGCCAGUAACAGACCUGAUAGUGGUAUAAGUGAAGAAUCUGAUUCGGAUGGUGGUCCACUGAGAGAAAACCUACCACCUGAUGAUGGUCCUGUAAAAGCAGCAGCUUCAAGUAAACUUUGUCCUCCAAUAAACCCUGCAUUACUUAACCUUAGUUAUGCUGAUUCCAGCCGAGAAGCUUCUAGGGAAAGUUCUUUGGAGGAUUUACGAACCUCAAUUUUAACCAAUGUCCAGAAUAAUUCUAAGCCUGUGGAAGAAAAACGUCCUAGAUUGAAAUCAUUUGUGAAAAGAAAAAAGAGUGAAGAUAUUUCUCAAAAUAGUUCUGAAGAAGACAAUGAUUCUAAAGAUGAAAGAAAACAAGAUCAGAAGUCUGAUGUGAGAAAGAAAUCAAGAUAUGGUAGACAAACAAGCAAGGAUUCUCAGAAAAGUGAAGACAAUGAAGAAGUUGAUACUAGGGAGCGCAAAAGAUCUCGCAGUUCAUCAAUUGCUAGUAGUAUUAAAGGAAUAGUACUGAGACAGCAAUCGGUAGAUUAUUCCCAAUUAGAUCACCACCAUGAAGAGAGUGACAAUGACAUCCAUACUUGAUGAUGAAAGUACACGCAGACAAUAUUAGAAUUAUAUUAUUCACCAUUAGAUCACCACCAUGAAGAGUGUGACAAUGACAUCCAUACUUGAUGAUGAAAGUACACGCAGACAAUAUUAGAAUUAUAUUAUUCACCAUUAGAUCACCA
This is a messenger RNA of Actinia tenebrosa (Australian red waratah sea anemone), 1042 nucleotides long. RefSeq lists its product as uncharacterized. Gene Ontology annotation, cellular component: plasma membrane. Gene Ontology annotation, molecular function: signaling receptor activity; protein binding. Gene Ontology annotation, biological process: positive regulation of canonical NF-kappaB signal transduction; positive regulation of JNK cascade. Lineage: Eukaryota; Metazoa; Cnidaria; Anthozoa; Actiniaria; Actiniidae. The record is from RefSeq and is a predicted model, not a curated record.